ACAGUGUUCGGUCGUCACUUCUGCAGUAAGGACGAAACUAGUAUAACAGGUUUUAUUGAAGUAACGUGGUGAAGUGUGUCAGUGUUUGGAAACAACUUCAGCAAUGUUAUUCUUAAUAUGGUGCUUGGCGUUAGUGACAGCGUUGUGGCUGUACCUCAGACAGCGAUACUCGCGGUUUUCUGCGUAUGGAGUGAAGCAUUUCCAGCCAGUCCCACUGAUGGGCAACAUGACUCGAGUCAUAUUUCGUAUGGAACACUUCGCAGACCAAGUGAAUAGAAUUUACUCGGCUUUCCCUGAUGAGAGAUUUAUUGGACGAUACGAGUUUUUAAAUCCAAUGGUGGUGAUAAAGGACAUCGAAUUGUUGAAAAAGAUAACUGUAAAAGACUUCGAGCACUUUCUGGACCACAGGACCAUGGUCGAUGAAAAGACCGAUCCAUUCUUCGGAAGAAAUUUAUUUUCCCUAAAAGGUCAAGAGUGGAAGGAUAUGCGAUCGACUCUGAGUCCAGCUUUCACCAGCUCUAAGAUGAGGCUCAUGCUGCCUUUCAUGGUGGAAGUAGGUAACCAGAUGAUAGAAACACUCAAAAAGAAAAUCAAGGAUUCAAAAACAAAAUCUAUCGAUGUGGACUGCAAAGACUUGACCACCCGAUACGCUAACGAUGUGAUCGCGUCAUGUGCUUUCGGCCUAAAAGUGGACUCUUUGGCAGAGGAGAAUAAUGACUUUUACAAGAUGGGCAAGGAGGCCUCCACCUUCACCUUCAGACAGAUCUUGAUGUUCUUCGCCAUGGUUAAUUUUCCGAAAUUAAUGAAGAUGCUGAAAAUAACAUUGUUCAAAGAAGCCGUUACAAAUUUCUUCAAACAUCUCGUGAAGGACACCAUGAGUGAACGGGAGGCGCACCAGAUCAUCAGGCCGGACAUGAUCCAUCUACUUAUGGAGGCCAAGAAAGGCCAGUUAACACACGAGGAGAAAGGUGUAAACGGCAAUGAUGCUGGAUUCGCUACAGUUGAAGAAUCCAAUGUUGGAAAGAAAAAUGUGGACAAAGUGUGGACCGAUACUGAUUUAAUCGCCCAAGCGGUAUUAUUCUUCAUCGCCGGCUUCGAGACCGUCUCAUCGGCAAUGUCGUUCGCACUCCACGAGCUGGCAGUCAAUCCUGAUGUACAGGACAAGUUAGUCGCUGAAAUCAGGGAGAAUGAGAAAAAGAAUGGUGGCAAAUUCGACUACAACUCCAUUCAGAAUAUGGUGUAUAUGGACAUGGUUGUAUCAGAGGUAUUGAGGUUCUGGCCAGCAGCUAUAGCAUUAGACAGAGUAUGCACCAAGGAUUAUAACCUAGGAAGGGCUAACGACAAAUGCGAUAAAGACUAUAUUAUUCACAAAGGUGAGAGUGUGAUGAUACCCGUUUGGGGCAUUCACCAUGAUCCUGAGUACUAUCCCAACCCUAACAAGUUUGAUCCCGAGAGGUUUUCGGAAGAGAACAAACAUAGGAUCCAACCGUUUACGUUUUUACCAUUCGGCGUGGGACCUAGAAAUUGCAUCGGAUCACGAUUCGCGUUGUGCGAAGUGAAAGUAAUGCUGUAUCAGCUGCUACAGCACAUGGAGAUCUCCCCGAGUGACAAGACCGCAAUUCCGGCGGAACUGUCCACAGAAACUUUCAACCUCAGAAUCAAAGGAGGACACUGGGUCAGGAUGAAGAUAAGGGAAUAAAUAACUAUGCGCUAUAAAUACAAGAUACUUUACAAUCUUAUAUCAUUGUCCUACCCUAACGAUACAGAGUGAAUUUUAUUAAAUUCUAAACUUGAUUCAUUAAUUAUAAUAGAGCAAUUGUGAAACAAUCUAUUAACGAUAUGGAAAUGUUUAAAAAGAAAUACUUAAAAGAACAGAUAUAAUCAAGUAGAUUUUUGUACUUUUAAUGGCGUCGUUUGAUGUUAUGAUUUAUUUUGUAUUUUUUAACAUUUUUGUUUUAAAAUAAACCUAUUUAUUGAAAAAUAUCAAAAGAACAUAAUCAAUAACAGUACCCCGUCCAGUGCCUAUUUGUUACAUUAAUUUAAUGAAAAACUUUAUAAAGUUUAGUACAAUUUACAUUAUUAAUUACUUAAACGAAGGCGAAAUAGUUCUAAGAGGAAGGUAUUAAAUGAAAUCCUUUAGUUAUUAUCAUCAUUUAGUUGCACACGUUACAAUAGGAAUUAUAAAUUCCAGUUAUAACAUUGAAUAAUAUUUAAAAAAGUGCCUCUUAAAUAUUAUUUUGUAACUAUUAUGUAUACCAUAAUCUGUAGAAGAUUUAUGUAAAUUAUAAGAUGAUGUAGUGGUUACCGCGUCCGGUUUUCGAUGCGAAAGUCAAGUAACGAGCCGAUCAUCGGAUGGAUGUCUAAAUAAUUUGCUAUCUCCAGCUCCGAAAGAUACGUAAACACGUUGAUCUCCGCUGUAUUUGCAGUUUGCCCACCAAUCUACAUUGGGCCCGUGCCAUUCUCCUUAUUUGAUCCCACCCAUAGGGAAGGCCUGUGUGUGCAGUGGGAACGUUAAUAGACUGAUGAUGAUGAUAAGAAUAUAUUAUAUUUAAGAUUUCUAGAUAUAAUGACACCAAGAAAAAAUAAAGUUUCAUG
Molecule: messenger RNA, 2595 nt
Organism: Diatraea saccharalis (sugarcane borer)
Lineage: Eukaryota; Metazoa; Arthropoda; Insecta; Lepidoptera; Crambidae
Source: the annotation of a GenBank genome assembly